Sipha flava (yellow sugarcane aphid) is the source of this 1347-nucleotide messenger RNA. Its product is annotated as CD9 antigen-like. Gene Ontology annotation, cellular component: membrane. The record is from RefSeq and is a predicted model, not a curated record. The transcript is spliced from 5 exons. Bases 193 to 981 code for a protein of 262 amino acids. NCBI's taxonomy places the organism in Eukaryota, Metazoa, Arthropoda, Insecta, Hemiptera, Aphididae.
AUACCGCAGUAGUGAUUACUAAUAGAAGAACGAUAGCGAGAUAGAAAUUGGCGUAACUUUGACAACGACAUGACCAUUUAGGGAAAGCUCGAAGCUGUCAAGAAGUUAGCGUUCGCGGUCAUUCGACAACGUACUGGUGCUUUUGCUCUCAGUCAUUUCUCUAGUGCAACGGACAAGUUCGACUAAUAAGAGAUGGCUUUGACCGGCUGUUAUGCAUUCAUGAAACACGUAGUCACCCUGCUUAACGUUUUCUAUUUGUCAUGUGGCCUUUUAUUAAUGUUACUUGCAAUAUGGAUGUGGGUUGAUCCUAUGUUUUCCAUAAGUAUGGCUCAAGAUGAAGCAAGCUACUAUACCGGUGUAUAUUUAAUUCUGUUUGUUGGAGUAUUACUUCUGAUUGUCGGCUUUCUUGGUUGUGCUGCUGCUAUUAGUGAAUCUCAAUUUUCACUUGUUCUUUAUUUCUGUCUAUUACUAACUGUUCUUGUGGCUCAAAUAUCAGCUGCUGUUUGGAUUUAUGCAAAUAAUGAUAAGUUAGAAGAUUUACUUCGCUACACUGUUAAAACAACUGUUCAAUCAGAAUAUAGCGUGAUUGAAAGUCGAACUGAAACAUUUGAUGCAAUACAAAGUGGUUUAGAAUGUUGUGGUGCAUCUGGUCCAUCUGAUUGGGCUGGAAGUAAAUAUAAUAACCCACAGACUGAAAGUUUAGGACUUGCUCUAAGUUCUCCAGAACAAUCAUAUAAAAUUCCUGCCUCAUGUUGUAGAGGUGAUAAAUGUUCAUCUGCACAAACUGCUGUGGCUUCUGGACCAAUACCUGAAUUUAUUUAUUCUGAGGGAUGCACUGAGAAAAUAUUGUAUACAUCACGAAAAAGUAUGAUAAUAUUACUAGUCAUAUUGGUUGCAAUUGGUUCAGUUGAGUUCUUUGGUUUAGUGUUGGCAUUAAUAUUAUGUUGUGCUAUACGAGCUGUCAAUACAUAUAAAAACUAAAACUAAAUGUCAAUUUUUUGUAUAAAAAGAUAAAUCUUACCAAUCAGAUUAAAACAUAUGUGUUACAAGUAUGUAAUUAAUAAGUAAUAUUGAAUCGUCCAUUGAGUCCUUUAUUAUUCAUCUGUUUUUAAUAUUUAUAACGGUUCAAUGACUUAUUUGACAUGUGUUAAAAAUAUAGUACAUUAUGCCUUACUAAAAUAAUUUUUAAUUACUAAAACAUUUUUAUUUGUGUUAUCUUAACAUAUCCACAUUUUUUUUAUGUUCAAAAUUAACGUAGCUUCAUCUAUAUCUUAUACAUUAUGUGGUACUUAUGAUUUAUUUUUUUACUUCUAUUAUUUUUAUUUACAACAAUGAAUAGAGAAAUUA